CUAUAUAAAACCUAGCUAAUCUGCUUUAAACAUGCAGGCUCUAGGCAGGAAAUAAAAAUGGGUAAGUAUUUUAAGGUUUAUUUUCUGUUGAUUUUAAUGGCAAUUUCUCCGAAGUGCAUCCAAUCAUGGGGAUGGUUUUCCUCUUCAUCAAACAACAACCCGUCGGCCGAUACCGAUAAUUCUUCAGGGAGAAAAUACUUGUAUGGUAAUUCUGUAGCAGAAUUUUCAAUUGAUGGACUUAAAGAUGAGAAGGGAAUGAAACUUAUUGAAAAUGCUAAGAACAAACUUCAAGGUUCAAAUUCUUGUUGGCAAAAUGCAUAUCAGCAGCUUUUUGCUGGCUGCUCUCAGAUUCUUGCUGUUGAAGAAAAAAGAUCAAGAUUGGCUUGGCAUCUUAGUGAUUGCUUUCAAAAGGAUUCUGGAAGGCCAUCUUUUCCUAAUUGUGACACUAAAUCUUCUAUGCUUAAUUGUCUCAAGAAAUUAAAUGAUAAUGAACAUAAAGUUUACCUUGAAUUCGCACUCGAAACCAAUUCCAUCUGCUAUCAGUUACAGGCACAUUCCUUUAAGCAGAAGAUGGAAAGCCUAGUGAAUGAUCUUAAAGAUUCAGCAGAGCUUACUACAGAUCAAUUACAAGUUAUACAUGAAAAAACAGAAUCUUUGUCGAAAAGCUCGGACGAGAUUCAUGAAACCCUAAUUUCAGUUGAUGUUCAUGUUCAUAAUGUAGCUCAAGCAACAAAAGAUGUAAAGCAGAACGUGGAUAUUCUGUCUACGCAUACAGAAUCUGUCUACAAGCAAUCCAAAGAGAUAGCAGAUUCGCAAUCCGAGCUGCGGAACGAACAGGUGAGGAUGAAUGACAAGCUGAAGGAAGGAAUGGAGACAAUUCAAGAUUCUUACAACAAUUUAGGGCAACAAGUGGAUAAUCUAAGGAAUGAAGCAGUUGAAAUAGAGAAACAGAUUGGUGUAGUUGGAGAAACGAUGUCGUUGAAGAUGCAAAGUCUGCAAAUUUCGGCUGAUGAGAUUGAGGUUAAGGCAGAGAAAUCCUUGGAUAAGCAGCAACUUCUUAUAGAUGGACAAUCUACUGCAUUGAAGGGCCUUCAACUUAUUACUGAAUUUCAAUCAGAAGCAUUAGAGGAGAGCAGGAGUACACUUCAAAGUUUUGCAGAAUACGGCCGUAAACAGCAGGAAGAACUUCUCCAGAGGCAACAGCAGAUUCAGCAAGUCCAUGAUCAUUUGAUUGAAAACUCGAAAUCAAUAUUGGCUGCUCAGGAAGCUUUUGAAUCAAAACAAGAAAGCAUCUUCAUUGCACUAGACAAACUGUUUGCUUUGCAUAAUGCAAUGCUCCUCGAAUCGCGAAUACUUAAAUCUUUUUUCAUCUACUUUAUGUCGAUCUUUGUUGUCUACAUGCUCACUAGCACCAAGCAAACAUAUAGCAUAAGAGCCAGGCUUUAUAUUGGUCUCAUUGUUUCAUUCUUGAUAGAAGUUGUAGUAUUUAGAUCAACAGCAGAUAACAUUGAGAAACCAACUUGGGCAAUUAAUUCUGUCAGAUUGUUCUAUGCAGCUUCUGCUUUCAGUCAGUUUGUAUAUGCCAUUUGCACAUACAAGGACUUGGAAGUUCUGAAUCAUCAUGCUAUACUAGAAGUAAAUGAAAAGGUUAAUGCUGUGCUAAGGAUUUAUAAACAGUCAUUAUGGGAUGAUGAUGAGAUAAAUUGGUCUUCAUUUGUUGAAACUGAGUUACCAGAUGAAGUUGAUAGAUUGGAAGAUCCUGAUUUCAUUAUGCCAGAAGAAGUUGCUGAGAACUCAAUUUCAAGUUUAACAUCUUUAACAAGAAGAAGAUAUGAUCUUAGAUCUCGAAAUCGUCAGCUGCAGAAUUAUUGAUUUCUGUCUCUCUCUCUAUAUAUAGUCUAAUUAUUAAUUUGGUAGUAUAUAUAAGUAUUUUUUGAACAUUCUUUGUAACUUGCUUGUAACAAAUAUUUCUGAUAAAUAGUUGAUCAUAAUGUAUCUUUUUCAGUGAA
Messenger RNA from Mercurialis annua (annual mercury), 2009 nucleotides. Its product is annotated as protein GAMETE EXPRESSED 1. NCBI's taxonomy places the organism in Eukaryota, Viridiplantae, Streptophyta, Magnoliopsida, Malpighiales, Euphorbiaceae. The transcript has 6 exons. The coding region runs from base 58 to 1872 and encodes 604 amino acids. The record is from RefSeq and is a predicted model, not a curated record.